CAUUCUGCAUGCGCUCCUGUCUGAGCGCCUUCUAGCGAGACAUGGACGAAGUACCGCUAAUGUCCCCGGCGUCUGCCGGUAACGGCGAUUGUGAGGGAUUUGAAGUUGAAGAUGCUGAUGUGCUGUUACCGCGGCAAUGGGGUCACGAAGCAACGACCUCUGACAAACUGCACUAUUACCUGUGCACUUUCUGGGCAAACAUUUUCUGUCGGUGCUGCGAUUGGAUAUCGCGGUCAUGCAGGCGAAACAAGGAGUAUCGUAGUCGCAUGCUACAUAUCGGUGAGGCACCAUCGGGCAAGUUUCCGUCCAAUGUUAUACGCAACCAGAAGUACAACAUCCUCACCUUCAUUCCUUUGGUUCUGUUUGAGCAGUUCAAGUUCUUCCUGAAUCUUUACUUCCUGAUUGUUGCCAUCUCUCAAUUCAUCCCUGAUGUGCGCAUUGGUUACUUGUACACCUACUGGGGCCCUCUGGGCUUCGUUCUUGCUGUGACGAUGAUUCGAGAGGCUCUGGAUGACUUCCGUCGCUAUCGGAGAGACAAGGAAGCCAACUCACAGCUGUACAGCAAACUUACCCAUGCUGGCAUCCAGCGAGUACCUAGCUCUGCUAUACGUGUUGGAGAUCUCGUAUUUGUCGAAAAGAACCAGCGUGUCCCGGCUGACCUGGUGUUGUUGCGUACGACUGAGAGGAGUGGCUCCUGCUUUGUUCGUACCGAUCAACUAGAUGGAGAGACAGACUGGAAGCUGAGGAUUGCUGUCAGCUGCACACAGUUACUCGGGGGUGAUGCUGACUUAUUCAAUAUGAAUGCCUCAGUCUAUGCAGAAAAACCACAGAAGGAUAUCCACAGUUUUAUUGGAACAGUGCGACGGACAGACGACGAGGGGCUGGGGUGUGAGGCACCACUGAAUAUAGAGAAUGCAGUGUGGGCGAGCACGGUGGUCGCAUCUGGCACCGCGCUCGGCAUGGUCGUCUACACCGGCUCCGAGACACGCAGCGUCAUGAACACCUCACAGCCACGCUCAAAGGUUGGACAACUUGAUCUUGAAAUCAACACUCUGACAAAGGUUCUGUUCGUAUCUGUGAUAAUUGUGUCCCUCUUCAUGAUUUCCAUAAAGGGCUUCACUGGUCCCUGGUACAGAUAUUUGGCCCGCUUCAUCCUGCUGUUCUCAUACAUCAUUCCUUUAAGCUUACGCGUGAACCUGGACAUGGGCAAGGCGACGUACUCGUGGAUGAUCCAGCGGGACAAAGAGCUACCAGGUGCAGUCGUGCGCAGCACCACCAUACCAGAGGAGCUCGGUCGCAUCGUCUACCUGCUCAGUGAUAAGACGGGCACGCUGACGCAGAACGAGAUGGUUUUUAAGCGAGUGCAUCUUGGUACAGUAUCGUUUGGCGCUGACACCAUGGAUGAGGUGCUGACACACGUUAGGUCUGUGUAUAUGCCGGCAGCAUCAGGCAGCUCCAGCAGCACCCCAACACGUGCCACUGUGAUGGCCAUGCCCCGGGUGCGACGCACGGUGGUGACGCGGGUUCAUGAAGCUGUCAAGGCGAUCGCACUGUGCCACAACGUGACGCCCGUCUUUGAGGCUGACAACGUCGAGCACUCCGACACGGAGGCAGACCAGCAGAUCGGCGCAACGUGCACAUACCAGGCAUCGAGCCCGGACGAGGUGGCACUCGUAGCGUGGACAGAGAGUGUGGGAUUGGCACUCGUUAAGCGUGACCUGACAACAAUGACACUAAGGACGCCGAUGGGCACUAACCUUGUCUACACCAUCCUUGAGAUAUUUCCCUUUACGUCUGAGAGCAAGCGCAUGGGAAUCAUCCUAAAGGAGCAUGGCACAGGUGAGAUCACGUUCUACCUGAAGGGUGCCGACGUUGUCAUGGCAACGAUCGUGCAGUACAACGAUUGGUUGGAUGAGGAAUGUGGCAACAUGGCACGAGAGGGGCUGCGAACUCUGGUUGUCGCCAAGAAGGUGCUGACCGAGGAUCAGUAUGAGGAUUUCGCUGCGCGCUACCACCACGCGAAGGUGAGCGUCGUGAAUCGUGCAGGACACGUGCAGGCGGUGCUCGAGGGGCUGGAGCGCGACAUGGAGCUGCUGUGUGUCACCGGCGUCGAGGACAAGCUGCAGACGGAUGUGCGGCCGACCCUCGAGCUGCUGCGCAAUGCAGGCAUCAAGGUGUGGAUGCUGACAGGUGACAAGAUGGAGACGGCGACAUGCAUUGCGAAAAGCUCGCGGCUCGUGUCUCGCUCUCAGACCGUGCACACGCUCGCGCCUGUUGCGACGCGCACCGACGCACACCUCCAGCUAAACACAUUCCGCCGCCGCAGCGACUCUGCCCUCGUUAUUACGGGCGAGUCCCUUGAGGUGUGUCUUAAGUACUAUGAGCACGAAUUCAUGGAGCUUGUCUGUCAGUGUCCAGCAGUUGUCUGCUGCCGUUGCUCACCGACGCAGAAGGCCGACAUCGUGCGUCUGUUGAAGACGCACACGGGCAAGCGGACGUGUGCAAUCGGUGACGGCGGCAACGACGUCAGCAUGAUACAGGCGGCGCACGCUGGCAUCGGCAUCGUCGGCAAGGAAGGGAAACAAGCAUCAUUGGCUGCUGAUUUCUCGAUCAUUCAGUUCAGCCACAUUGCAAAACUGCUCCUUGUUCACGGGAGAAACAGCUACAAGCGCUCUGCAUCGCUAAGUCAGUUUGUGAUGCAUCGGGGUCUCAUCAUCUCAGCCAUGCAAGUCAUCUUCUGCUCAGUCUUCUAUUUUGUCUCCAUACAGAUGUUUCCCAGCUUCUUGAUGGUCGGGUUUUCCACGCUGUACACGAUGUUUCCCGUGUUCUCUCUCGUUUUGGACUCCGAUGUGUCAUCAGAGGUGGCCCUCACCUACCCAGAACUCUACAAGGAGCUGACGAAGGGAAGAUCACUGUCUUUCAAAACCUUUUUCAUUUGGGUGCUCAUCAGUAUAUAUCAAGGCGGCAUCAUCAUGUACGGAGCGUUCCUGCUGUUUGACGCGGAGUUCAUCCACGUCGUCGCAAUCACGUUCACUGCCCUCAUCCUCACCGAGCUGCUCAUGGUUGCGCUCACCAUCCGCCGCUGGCACUGGACGAUGGCCGUCGGUGAGCUGCUCAGCCUCGCCAUCUACCUGCUCUCACUCGUCAUCCUCAACGACUACUUCGAUGCAUCUUUCAUAUCGACGUGGGACUUCAUAUGGAAGGUGACAAGCAUCACACUGGUCAGCUGUCUACCACUCUACAUACUCAAAUAUUUGCGCAAGAGAUUCUCGCCUCCCAGCUACCAGAAGUUGACCUAGUCGUCGCUAAACUGUCUUCCUCAGUGAUGCAUGCAAACACUAGCUCCACCUGUGUGCCUGAAUGUGAAUGUCGUGUUACAUAUCUGCCAAUCCCGAAUCUGUUUCGUGGACUACUUUGAUGUAGGUUUGCUACGAUUUAGCGUCGAGGUUAGCUAUGUGAGGAAUUUAUUUAUUGAUGUACAUAGGUUAUGAACUAAUGUUGGGUGGAUCUCUAUGGAAUAUAAUGAAUCACUAUUAUGAGUGUAAAUAAUAUAUGCUCCCAAAUCAAUCAAAUCCUCUAUCCAUCUAUCUAUCUUUGUGUGUGUGUGGCAGUGUU
Priapulus caudatus is the source of this 3615-nucleotide messenger RNA. Its product is annotated as probable phospholipid-transporting ATPase IIB. NCBI's taxonomy places the organism in Eukaryota, Metazoa, Priapulida, Priapulimorpha, Priapulimorphida, Priapulidae. The transcript is spliced from 23 exons. Gene Ontology annotation, molecular function: ATP binding; ATPase-coupled intramembrane lipid carrier activity; ATP hydrolysis activity. Gene Ontology annotation, cellular component: plasma membrane; trans-Golgi network; endosome. The record is from RefSeq and is a predicted model, not a curated record. Gene Ontology annotation, biological process: endocytosis; phospholipid translocation; retrograde vesicle-mediated transport, Golgi to endoplasmic reticulum. Bases 42 to 3299 code for a protein of 1085 amino acids.